Octopus sinensis (East Asian common octopus) is the source of this 2026-nucleotide messenger RNA. RefSeq names its product zinc finger protein 709-like. NCBI's taxonomy places the organism in Eukaryota, Metazoa, Mollusca, Cephalopoda, Octopoda, Octopodidae. The record is from RefSeq and is a predicted model, not a curated record. The transcript is spliced from 4 exons. Gene Ontology annotation, molecular function: DNA-binding transcription factor activity, RNA polymerase II-specific; RNA polymerase II cis-regulatory region sequence-specific DNA binding. Bases 273 to 1802 code for a protein of 509 amino acids. Gene Ontology annotation, biological process: regulation of transcription by RNA polymerase II.
AAUCCAACCAGUCAGUAGAGACAUCUAUUGGAGAAUUCAAGAAAUACAAUCAUAUAAAGGGAAAUAACUUCUACACUACUUCAACCAAGCUCCAAUUAUGAAUUAAGGUGCUUAAUUACCGAUCACGACUCGCAGUUUGUAUCUGAACACGGAGAUAUUUCCAUUUAAAAGAAGAUUAUCUGCAGAGGAUACUGCAAGUCUGCUGUGUUAGGGUAGAGAGAUUUAUCAACCAAUUAAUGUCUUCAGAAUAAAACUAAAAUUUAACAAAGAAAAUGUUUCAGAAAGUGAGCAAACGUUACAAGUGUGGUAUUUGUGGUAAAUUACUUACUACAAUGUCUAAUUUAGUUAUUCACAGGCGCACUCAUACUGGGGAGAAGUCGUACAACUGUGAAGUAUGCAAGAAAGCAUUCUCUGUAAAAAGUUUAGUGAUACACAAACGCACGCACACAGGAGAGAAGCCAUUUCACUGUGAAAUAUGUGGAAAAUCAUUUUCUCAUAAAGGUUACUUAAAGAUUCACAAACGUGUUCACACUGGAGAGAAACCAUUUCAGUGUGAAAUCUGUGGAAAGUCCUUUUCUUAUAAAGGUUAUCUAAAGAUACACAAACGUGUUCACACUGGAGAGAAACCAUACAACUGUGAAAUCUGUGGCACAGCAUUUUCAAUAUUUAAGAGUUUACAAUAUCAUCAACUUAUUCACACUGGAGAAAAACCAUUUCACUGUGAAAUAUGUGGAAUAUCAUUUUCUGAUAAAGGUUACAUAAAGAUUCACAAACGUACUCACACUGGAGAGAAACCAUACCACUGUGAAAUAUGUGGAAAAUCAUUUUCUCAUAAAGGUUACAUAAAGAUACACAAACGUGUUCACACUGGAGAGAAACCAUAUCACUGUGAAAUCUGUGGCAAAGCAUUUUCUGUAUUUAGUAGUGUAAAAUAUCAUCAACUUUCUCACACUGGAGAAAAACAAUAUGAUUGUGAAAUAUGUGGAAAAUCAUUUUCUAGUAAAGGUUACAUAAAGAUACACAAACGUACUCACACAGGAGAGAAACCAUUUCAUUGUGAAAUCUGUGGCAAAGCAUUUUCGCUGUUUUGUAGUGUAAGAAUUCAUCAGCUUAUUCACACUGGAGAAAAACAAUUCCAUUGUGAAAUCUGUGGCAAAACAUUUUCUCAAGUUGGUAAUUUAUCAAGACAUAAGCGUACUCACACUGGGGAGGAAACAUACAAGUGUGAUGACUGUGGGAAAGCUUUUUCUACUGCAAGUGCCUGUGAAAUACACAGAGGUGUGCACUCAAAACCUUACCACUGUGAAAUCUGUGAUAAAGCAUUUUCUAUAAAAUACUCUUUAACAAUACACAAACGUCUUCAUACUGGAGAGAAGCCAUAUCCUUGUGACAUAUGUGGGAAAGGGUUUACAAACAGAGGUACCUUAAUGAGGCAUAAACAUAGUCACACAGGAGAAAAACGACACCACUGUGAAAUCUGUGGGAAAGCAUUUCCUCAAAAAUAUGGACUAACAUUACACAAACGUAUUCACACAGGAGAGAAACCAUAUCGGUGUGAAAUUUGUGGAAAAGACUUUUCUGAUAGUAGCAGCUUAAAAAGUCACAAACGUAUUCAUACUGGAGAAAAACCGUACUCCUGUGAAAUCUGUGGGAAGGCAUUUUCUGUAAAUGGUAGUUUAAAAAGACACAGACGUACUCACACAGGAGAGAGACCAUAUCACUGUUUAAUAUGUGGACAAAAGUUUUCACUUAAGACCAGCUUAACAAUACAUAACCGUAUUCAUACAGGAGAAAAGCCAUAAAUAAUGUGAGAUAUGUGGGAAAGCAUUUCUGAAAAAUCUGUCCUAUUAUUUCAUAAAUGCACUCAUCCUGGUUAAAAACCAUAUCACUGUGAAGUUUGUGGGAAGAAAUUUUCAUGUAGUGGCAGGUUAAAAAAACAUACACACACUGGCAAUCUGCAAAAUCUGUGGCAAAACAUUUCCUAAAUUGAGGUGUUUAAUAAGACACAAGCGUACUCAUACUGGGG